AUGAGGCCUGAGUCCUCUUCGCCUCCUCCUCCCCCUCCCCCCGCCUCCUCCCACUCAGCGCCCCCUUCACCACAGACGUCCUCCUCCAGGUCGACGUCCCCACCACCACACCGGUCUUCCUCUUCACAGCCCGCCGCGGGGGUCACAUUCCGACUGCGGCCUCUGGGCUUCUUCUCUCUUCUGCUCCUGGCGCUCUCCGUCCUGGCCAGCUGUCCGUCCCCAGCGGCCGGGGUUCGAGACUUCGCCUUCUUCAACACCACGUCGCUGGUGACCAUCCCGAACAGCGACUGGGACCUCCGGAGUCGAAAAGAGGUCACGUUUAGAACUUGUUCCGGGUCGGGGAGCCUUAUUUUCCUUCGAGGAUCCCUAUCAUCAUCGUCGUUGUCACCAUCAUCAUCAUCAUCAUCUCCAACGUCAUCAUCAUCAACAUCAUCAUCUGCAUCAGCAGCAACAUCAUCAUCGUCAUCAUCGUCGUGGUCCUCAUCCGUCGUGUCCUCCAGCUCCCACGAGCUGACUCUCUCCUUGCUCAACGGCUCCGUGGUGAUGGUGUGGUCAGUGAACGGUCAGUCGGGUGCGGCCCACGUGGGCCGGCGGGUCAACGACAACCUGUGGCACACAGUGCAGCUCAAGUAUUACCUGGGGGUGGUCACCCUCUCGCUGGCCAGCGACGGUCAAGCUGGACAGGACACGGUCAUUGUGGCCAACGCCACGCACAACGCCUUUCUGCUGGACGUCAGGU
Aplysia californica (California sea hare) is the source of this 739-nucleotide messenger RNA. Its product is annotated as putative protein TPRXL. Lineage: Eukaryota; Metazoa; Mollusca; Gastropoda; Aplysiida; Aplysiidae. The record is from RefSeq and is a predicted model, not a curated record.